AUGGCCGGACAACCGAUGCGUGAGUAUACAAUCCGCAUGUGAUUUAUGAUACGAAAGAGAGACUAACAUCUGAUCUUAGAGCUCGACCUGAGCAAUGGUAAGGAAGCACGUGCUCGCGCCCAGAUACUGAAAACUGACAUGCUAUGCUUGCAGCCCAGGUAACCCAAGAUGAAUCUGGCCGACCGUUCAUCAUCGUGCGAGAUCAGGGGAGGAAGAAGAGAACACACGGCACCGAAGCUGUAAAGCAACACAUCCUCGCAGCGCGCGCCAUCUCCAACAUCGUCAAGACUUCGCUUGGUCCGAGAGGCCUGGACAAGAUCCUGAUUUCUCCCGAUGGCGACAUCACGGUCACAAACGAUGGCGCAACCAUCAUGUCGCAAAUGGAGAUCAAGGACCACAUCGCAAAGCUCCUCGUGUCCUUAUCACAGUCACAAGACGCCGAGAUUGGUGACGGUACAACUGGUGUGGUGGUUCUGGCUGGUGCUCUACUCGAGCAAGCGUCGGAACUGAUCGACAAGGGAAUCCAUCCCAUCCGGAUAGCUGACGGCUACGAUGCAGCAUGUGAGGUUGCUGUGGAAGAGCUGGACAAGAUUUCAGACGUCAUUCCGUUUACGAGGGAGAACACAGACAACCUGCUCAAGGUUGCCAAGACAUCCCUGGGCAGCAAGAUCGUUUCCAAGGCCCACGACCAGUUUGCGCAGAUGGCAGUCGAUGCAGUCCUGUCUGUCGCAGAUCUGCAGAGAAAAGACGUGGAUUUCGAACUGAUCAAAGUCGAUGGCAAGGUGGGCGGCUCGUUAGAAGACUCCCUCCUGGUCAAGGGUGUCAUUGUCGACAAGGACUUCUCCCACCCACAAAUGCCAUCAGAAGUUCGAGAUGCGAAGCUGGCGAUUCUUACUUGCGCGUUCGAGCCCCCAAAGCCGAAGACGAAGCAUAAGCUUGAUAUUACCAGCGUCGCCGAGUUUAAGGAGCUGCAGAAGUAUGAACAAGCCAAAUUCACCGAGAUGAUCCAACAAAUCAAGAACACCGGCGCCAACGUUGUGAUAUGCCAAUGGGGAUUUGAUGAUGAGGCAAAUCACCUCCUCCUCACCAACGAGCUACCUGCUGUACGAUGGGUAGGUGGACCUGAAAUCGAGCUCAUCGCCAUCGCCACGAACGGACGGAUUGUUCCACGAUUCGAGGAUCUCAGCGCACAGAAGUUGGGCAAGGCGGGGAUUGUGAGGGAGAUGUCGUUUGGUACGACGAGAGAAAAGAUGCUUGUCAUCGAAGAGUGUGCCAACUCUCGCGCGGUGACGUGCUUCAUUCGGGGCUCCAACAAGAUGAUCAUCGACGAAGCAAAGCGAUCACUUCACGAUGCGUUGUGUGUCGUCCGAAAUCUCGUCAAGGAUGACCGGAUCGUGUACGGCGGUGGUGCGGCAGAGAUUGCUUGCUCGUUGGCAGUUGAGAAAGCGGCCAUGCAAACCCCUGGGCUGGAACAAUACAGCAUGAGAGCGUUCGCGGAUGCGCUCGACUCAGUACCAAUGGCGCUUGCGGAGAACAGCGGUCUCAGCCCAAUCGAGACACUUUCCGAGUUGAAGGCGCGGCAGGGCAAAGGUGAGGGCAGUGGGCGUCUGGGCGUGGACUGCAUGCAGACUGGAUCCAACGGUAAGCCUCGCAAACAAGCUCAUCCUUGCUCGACUAACACCACAGCAGACAUGAAGGAGCAUUUCGUGAUUGAUCCGCUCAUCUCCAAGCGUCAACAACUCCUGCUUGCCACGCAACUCUGCCGGAUGGUCCUCAAGGUCAACAAUGUCAUUGUCGCGGGCAGCGAUGAGAACGACUUCUGA
Lecanosticta acicola is the source of this 1823-nucleotide messenger RNA. NCBI's taxonomy places the organism in Eukaryota, Fungi, Ascomycota, Dothideomycetes, Mycosphaerellales, Mycosphaerellaceae. The record is from the annotation of a GenBank genome assembly.